Molecule: messenger RNA, 2735 nt
Organism: Cucumis sativus (cucumber)
Lineage: Eukaryota; Viridiplantae; Streptophyta; Magnoliopsida; Cucurbitales; Cucurbitaceae
Product: formin-like protein 4
Exons: 2
Coding region: 155-2611 (818 amino acids)
Biological process (GO): actin cytoskeleton organization; actin nucleation
Molecular function (GO): actin filament binding
Source: RefSeq, a predicted model, not a curated record
GAAGAGAAACAACAACAACUAACUGCUCACUUUGAAACUGUCAGCCACCAAACUCCAAAACAUUAACACAUAAACUGAUGUUUUCUUUACAAUCAUUCUCUUCCAAACUUUCCAUUUCUUCAUUUCUCUCCGUUUCCCAUCUCCUAAUCCUCCCAUGGAUUCUCUAUCGCACCUUAUUCUCUUCCUCUUCUUCCUUUCUCUUUCCCCUCUUUCCUACUCCCAACUCAGCCCCCCUCAAAAUAUCGAAACUUACUACCCUUUCCCUCAACCGCCCUCGCCCUCCUCUUCUUCAGUUGACCAUCCGCCAUCGUCCACGUCCACCAAGACCAUCGCCACCGCGGUGGCCGUCACUGCUGUCGGUGUUGCUCUGAUUUCCACCUUCUUCUUCUUUUUAAUACAGAGAUAUGUUAUCGGAAGAAAGAGGAAAACAGAGGUCGUAAAUUCAGGGACGGGUUCGGGUUCGGGUUCGGCAGUGCCACCGGCGGUUGCGCAGAGUGAUUUUUCGCGGGUUGAUGGGAAUCUUAAAGGCUUUAUUGUGGAUGAAAAUGGGUUGGAUGUGAUUUAUUGGAAGAAACUUGAACAAAGGAAAUCCAAAAAUAGCUUUGAUCGGGAUGUUGAAGGUAAUGUUAAGGAAAACCGAACAAAAAAGUCUGAGCCUGUUCAAGAAAUUCCUCUGCUUCGAGGAAAAUCUUCAACUUCGCAUGUUAAAAUUGCACCCGAAGAUGAAGACGAUAGUCGGAUUACAUCGCCACCGCCUCCUCCGCCGCCCCAGGUUAACCAACCUCCGCAAUUUACUGCGAUUUCGGUUCAGGCUGUUGGAAAAUCACCAAGUAGUUCAAAUCUUUCAUCAACAGCACCAACGCAAUCGACGGGAAAUCAGGUACCUCCGAAACAAUCUCCAAUGGCCGUUCCGCCACCGCCCCCACCUAUUCCAGCCAAGACCAAUUCAAGACUGCCGCCGCCGCCACCUCCCAUUCCCAAGACCAAUUCAAGACCGCCGCCACCGCCGCCUCCUAUUCAACCCAAGACCAACUCCGCAGGACCACCUCCUCCUCCUAUACCGGCCAAGGCAAAUCCGUCAGCACCACCGCCACCACCGCCCAAGGCCGGCGGUUCAAAAUUACCCUUAAGGCCUGCACCUCCAAAAGAGAGUAACAAAUCUUCUGCAGAGGCUUCUUCAUCAGCUGACAAUGGUCAGGUUAAAAUGAAGCCCCUGCAUUGGGAUAAAGUGAACACUGCCAAUGCCGAUCAUUCCAUGGUUUGGGACAAAAUGACCGCCGGUUCUUUCAAAUUCGAUGGGGAUCUUAUGGAAGCUCUCUUUGGAUAUGUCGCAACCAACCGGAAAUCCCCCCGGAGUGAAGCUAGUUCUUCAGCAACCGCCGUUGGUCGGAACUCGGGGCCGUCGCAAACUUUCAUUCUUGAACCGAAAAAAUCUCAGAACAUCGCCAUUGUAAUCAAGUCCUUAACAGUUCCUCGCAACGACAUCCUCGAUGCACUCAACGAAGGUCAAGGCCUGGAAACAGAAGUUCUUGAAAAACUCACAAGAAUUGCUCUGACUCAAGAAGAAAUUUCCCAAAUUCUUGCUUACAAAGGAGAUCACCAGAAGCUAGCUGAUGCUGAAUCUUUCCUUUACCAUCUUCUCAAAUCGGUUCCAUCGGCCUUUACGCGCUUCAACGCCAUGCUUUUCCGAUUGAAUUUUACAUCAGAUAUUCUCCAUCACAAGGAAUCUCUACAAACUCUGGAAUCCGCUUGCAAGGAGCUUAGGACACGAGGAUUGUUUAUGAAACUUCUUGAAGCAAUUCUCAAAGCUGGGAACCGGUUGAAUGCAGGAACUGCAAGAGGAAAUGCCAGAGCUUUCAAUCUUACAGCUCUUCGAAAGCUCUCUGAUGUUCGAAGCACUGAUGGGAAAACCACUUUGCUUCAUUUUGUAGUCCAGGAAGUGAUCAGGGCAGAAGGGAAAAGGUGUGUUUUAAACAGGAACAAGAGCUUGAGCCGUAAUAGCAGCCGUAGCAGCGACAACAGCUUUAGCAGCUUAGAAAACUCGGCUGCGAAGGAGGACAGAGUGAAGGAAUACAUGAUGUUGGGAUUGCCAGUGGUGGGAGGUCUAAGCUCCGAAUUCUCUCAUGUAAAGAAAGCGUCGGCGAUCGACUACGAGAGCUUCGUCAAGGCAGGGACGUCCCUGACUAGUCGAACCGAAGAAAUCCGGAAGCUCCUGACUCAAAUGGGGAACAAUGAAGGUGGGUUUGCGAAGGAAAUGAGAGAAUUUCUUGAUGCAGCAGAGAAUGAGCUGAAGAUGGUAAGAGAAGCACAAACGAAGGUGAUGGAUUUAGUGAUGAAGACAACAGAGUAUUAUCAGGCAGGAAGUUCUAAAGAUAAAGAAACAAAUCGGCUUCAAUUGUUUAUUAUAAUUAAAGAUUUUCUAGAAAUGGUAGAUCGAGUUUGUGUUGAAAUUACUCGAGAUCUCCAGAGGAAGAGAUCGUCAGCAGUAAAUGCAGGCACAGGUUCGGGUUCGUUGCCGGGGAGAUCAAAAGCCAUUUUCCAUAACUUGCCGGAAAAUUUUAUGUCAGACAAGUCUAGAGGGAGUUCUAGUGAUACAGAUGAUGAAUUCUGAGCAGAACUUAUUCUUAAAUGUAUUCUAAGUUUUGGAUUUUUUUGGUAUAAACGAAUGUACAUAAGAUUCUUAAUCAAAUCAGGAACAUAAGAUAAGAAGUAACAAUAGGGCAUUUUUUCAUGUA